This is a messenger RNA of Nannizzia gypsea CBS 118893, 195 nucleotides long. RefSeq lists its product as hypothetical. Lineage: Eukaryota; Fungi; Ascomycota; Eurotiomycetes; Onygenales; Arthrodermataceae. The record is from RefSeq and is a predicted model, not a curated record. The coding region runs from base 1 to 195 and encodes 64 amino acids. The transcript has 2 exons.
AUGCGUACUGGGCAUGGCAUGGCUUGUUCAUUCUUGUUGUCUCCUGAGCAAGUAAGCAUGGCAACGAGACCGGAAUCCCCAGAGCGGUAUCGUGUGCUCCGAAGACGGGCUGCCGGCCGGAUAAGCCAGUACCUGGGCAGGCCAGCCAACAGCGGCCGACGGGCCGAAUUAUCGAAACAGGAGCAGGUCUGCUGA